Pteropus alecto (black flying fox) is the source of this 2411-nucleotide messenger RNA. It is a transcript of the gene NOPCHAP1, whose product is annotated as chromosome unknown C12orf45 homolog. The transcript is spliced from 4 exons. Gene Ontology annotation, biological process: box C/D snoRNP assembly. The coding region runs from base 70 to 627 and encodes 185 amino acids. Gene Ontology annotation, molecular function: box C/D methylation guide snoRNP complex binding. The record is from RefSeq and is a predicted model, not a curated record. Lineage: Eukaryota; Metazoa; Chordata; Mammalia; Chiroptera; Pteropodidae.
CCGCCCCUGCUCGAGCCUCUUUCCUGUAUCCGGGCCUAGGUGGCCUGGCUCUGAAACUUAGCGAAAAGCAUGGAGGUCCACGCCGGGCUGCAGUCCACCCCGACCUCUUCCCCAUCCUCCCAGGAUGGCUCCAGGGCCUCGGUGUCCAAAGAGCUGCUGUCGGCAGGGAGCGGCGGCCGCGGAGGUAUAUGGGACAGGUUGCUCAUCAACUCCAAGCCAAAUUCCAGAAAGAAUUCCACUCUUCAAACAGUUCGGAUAGAUUGGAGUCCCUUAUUGGACCAAGUACAGACCUUCCUCCCACAGCUGGCUCAGGCAAAUGAAAAGCUAAGAAAAGAAAUGGCAGCUGCACCACCUGGUCGUUUCAAUAUUGAAAAUAUCGAUGAGACACUUGGAAAAGUUAUACAAAUGGAUGUGGCCUUGUUUGAGAUGGAUCAGUCUGAUUCAAAAGAAGAGGAUAGUUCAGAAGAGAAUUCACAAGACACUUCAGAGGAUAGUUCGGAAUCUGAGGAUGAAGAUGACAGCACCUCUUCUGAAGUCACCAUAGACAACAUCAAGCUUCCUCAUUCAGAAGAUGGAAAAGGCAAGAUCGAAGUUUUGGACAGUCCUGCCAGUAAGAAAAAGAAAUAGUGAAAUAAGUGAUCUAAGAGACAGGUGAUAUAUGCCUGUAAAUUCCGUGAAAAAGAAUGUGGCUUGCUGGGUAUUUUGCAUUUCAGGUAAUAUCUAUGGUGCUUUUAUGUCAGUCAUAUUGGAUGUAUUUUGUUUCUCGGAGAAAUAGAAGCUGGCUUUUAAAGAGUUGGAAGAGAUAACAUAUGGGGAUCUGCUAAGAGCAGACUGUCUUCGAUUUUAUUAUGCUAAGGAGAUUUAGUUUAGAAAGCUUACUUUUACGUAUGAUGAUGAGUGUAUUUGCUGGCAUCGUAGCCAUCGUCUUCCUUCAUCUUAGACCUCAGACAUGUCAAACUUAUUUUAAAGGAGAAAUACAAGUCACCAGUUUGUUUUUGUUUUAAAUUAUCCUCUUGCAUAAAACCUAGGUGGUUUUUUUUAGGUUAUUAUAGCAUCAGACGUAUUCAUUAGCAUCAGAAUGAAUUUCAUGAAGGAGAAUUUUUUUACAGUAAAGGGUUACUUAGGUUUAGCUGCCCUCGGGCACAUCUCCUUUUUAUUUAACCAUAGAAAAUGCUCCUUUCCAGUUUGAGCUGGAAAACUGGUGCUCUGUGGGUUUAAUCACUGUUGGUGACUCUACAGCCACUCAGUGGAUGUAGAAUUUACUGGUUGGAAAAUUUCAUAGUAUUUUUGUUGUUGUUGUUUUUUUUCAUAAAACAAUUUUUUCCUCUCUGCUAUUAGAACUAUUCUACACAGUUGCCCACAGUUUGAAACCUGUCAAAUGUAGAAAAUAGGGACACUACAGGAAAAAUAGGGCACAAAACAAAAAAGGUAAGAUUCAGACCUUAUUAAACCUGUUUCAGAUCUCAUCUGCCAUGAGACUGGCUUUGCUCAGGAUACGGGCCUGAGAAGUUAAAGGACUGUCUCCAAGUGGGUUGAGCUGAUGAAAUUUUUGUCCCCUAAUGUUUUAGGGCUCUUUUGGAACUAUUUUUCCCACUUCACAUUAGCCUGAGACAUCUUGUAAAUACUCUACAGAUAAUUCUCAAGGUUCUUUUUGGUACUUCCCAUGGGAAAUUGGAACCAGGUCUCCCAGUCUGUGCCCAGCUAAAUGGAGGAAGAAAUGAACACAUCUGGGAACCAGAUUUCUCAGCUGGAAAGGGUAUUAAUGACACCAGACACAACUGUGAUGAAUCAUUGGCGUAAAUAUUGAAAGAUUGUCUUCUACCAGAUAAUUUAUUGAUGCUGCACUGUGGGAAGAAUUGCAUUUGUCUGGUUCACUACUUAGCAUGGUACACGGUACACAGGAGGCACUGAGUAUUGUUAAUAAGUGAAUUAACAAGUACGUGAGGGUAUACAGGACAUUUUAUGCUGGUAGGUGGCGCCAGGCAGGAGAAUAUGAACAUAUAACUACAGGAAAUACAUAUCCAUGUAGAACUGACUGCCUGAUCAGUGAAAGAGGCUAAUCAGUUUAGAAAUAUAUACUAGUAUGUAGAAUUUUAAUAUUUUUCUUUUGCCUUGGCUAUCUCAUAUAGUAGAACUGGGCUUCUUCCUAUGCAGUUAAGGAAGUCAACCAAAUUUAGGUUCUCUGGACAUUCUUAUAACAGAAAAAACAAAAACAUAAAAACUAUAUGAUAAGGAUAUCAUUUUAAAUAAAUAAGUAUAAAAUAGAAUAAUUAUUUAAUGUGCAAUGUCAGGACUGGUGAGCUAUUUUAAAGCAAGGUUAAUGUCUAGCCUCAUGCCAUGUACUGAGAUAAAUUAUAUAUAGAUUAAAGAUUUAAAUAUAAAGAAAUAAAAUUAUGAGUUCCAUGCUAAAA